AGCCAAUAUGGGGUCUAUCUCGACUGCAGGAGAGGCUGUGGCCCGAAUUGCCCACCAGGCCUCCGACGUCAUUGUGUCGGUCGUUCCCUCCCUCACGACCGAGUCUGAGUUCUCGGUGCCUCUGCAGCGCCUGCAAAAGGACAAUGCGCCCAGCGUCGUCUGCAAGACACUUCCAGAGGUCCUUACUGCCCGCCAAAAUGCGGACCCCCUCCUCUCAGUCUUCCAGCCCAUUCGUGCGGGCAAACUCACCAGCGUGACCACAACCUCGUCGAUUCUCGUCAAGUCGAUACCGCACCUCUACAAACUCGCACAAUACCCCGUCGUGCUGCACGUGUCGGUAGCGCCUUCAGGUUACCCAGACUUCUCCGACAUCACUUCGAUCAGGCAGUCCGGCUUUGCCUUUAUCCAGUCAGAGACUCUGCAAGAGCUGCAGGACCUCGCCCUUACAGCGCAUGCCUUGGCUAUCAAGUCAGGCAAAGGUGUGAUUCAUUUCUUCGAUUCUGGCGCGAGCGCAUUCAAGAAGACAGUGGAAGUCGAAGAUGCUCAGCUGAUCCGAAGCGUCCUCGACAUGGACGCAGUGGCAGCAUACCAAAACUCCCAGUCACAGGAGACGACUCUGUAUGCCGACGAUGGCAGGACUUCUACUCUGACUUUUGCCCGGAGUCAAGCUGUCAAUGCUGCCUCUACAACAGCACCGGCCAGUGUUCCAGACCAGUCCAAGUUGCUUCCAGUGUCGGAGAGGAACAGCCAGCGAGGCGACUCCUCUUCUGGAUCAUCUCAGCGCGAGGCUAGCACCAGCGGCGCAUCACUAUCUUCCGCUACUACUGUUGAGUCUUUGGUUUCGAAACCUGUUUCUUCAGAAGACAUCUACCGGUUCGCCACACAAAUUUGGGCAACCAUCAAAGAUGCGACUGGACGAAGCUACGAUGCCUUUGCCUUCUCUGGCACAGGCAAAGAAGAGGCUGCCAUUUUCUUGUUUGGCGCCGACACUGCCGUCUUCGCCACCGAGCUGGACAGCGUUGACGAAACCAAGGCCUAUGCCAACACAGCCAUCAUCACAGCCCGGCUGUACCGCCCUUGGCUCGGUGCGUCGCUUGCACCUAUGCUGCCCUCAUCUCUGAAGAGGAUCGCUGUGCUUGAGCAAGUGCGGCGAAAGACGACCAGGUGGGGCCCUGUACUGCUCGACCUUCUCAUGUCGUUGAAGUCGACUGGCGGCGCCUCCCCCAUGGUCGUGGGCUACCAGUUGGGCUACAUCAAUGAGGAGACUGUUUCACAAGCAAUGCGUGGUGUCUUCCAGAACCUCAUGAGCGAGUCGCCUGUCCAGAACCUCGUCAUCGGCAAGAUCGACGGACCCGAGGCCAAGUCGGCCAAAGUAGAGCAACCAGCCUUGGAGAAUGCCUAUAUGAAGAUCCUUAACCAGGUUUUCGCUGAGAAGCUCCACAUUGCUAACCAGCUUGGGUCGCAGCACGCUGGCAUCUCCAACGAGAUAUCUGCCUCCCCAGAAUAUGGAUUUGGAUCGCUAGUUGCGCGCAAGGAGCACCGAACGCGAUUGAUCGACCAGGCCGCUGCUGCUUCCAAGGACAACUCAUUCACCACCCAGGCACCACAACAAUGGCUGUCCAAAUGGGCUCUUAGCGCCAACGACGCUGACAAGGCCAAUGAGCUGGCCUCAGAGGUCAUCUCCCGCUUGGCCACCGAUGGGUCACCCUUGGCCAACCAGCUUCUUUCUUCGAAGAAGCUAUUUUACAAGGAGUCACAAUGGUUGAUCGGAUCUGAUGCCUGGGCUUACGACCUUGGAAAUUCUGGUGUACACCAUGUACUUGCAUCCGGCGAGAACGUCAACAUGCUCAUCAUUGACUCGACACCCUACUCCGAGCGCUCCGCCGCUGACGCGGCAAGGCGGAAGAAGGACAUCGGAUUGUAUGCCAUGAACUUUGGCAACGCCUACGUGGCAUCGGUCGCGGUAUACAGCUCCUACACCCAGGUUCUGGAAGCCAUGAUUGAGGCCGACAAGUUCAACGGUCCUUCCGUUGUGCUCGCAUAUCUGCCAUACGAGAAGGAAAGCGAUACCCCUCUGACAGUCUUGCAAGAAACCAAGAAGGCUGUUGACCUGGGAUACUGGCCACUCUACCGUUGGGACCCCCGAGGCGAGGAGAAGGGCGAGGCGAACUUCAAGCUUGACUCUGAGCGCAUCAAGAAGGAGCUGGAGGAGUUCCUCUCUCGCGACAACUACAUGUCGCAGGUCAUGAAGCGACACCCAGAGUUCUCUUCCAACCUCUCCGGAUCCUAUGGAACCGAAGUCAGGCAGUUGCAGAAGCGCAAGGCCAAGGACGCAUACAGCAAACUGCUCGAGGGCCUUCAGGGCGACCCAUUGACAAUUCUCUUCGCAUCUGACAAUGGCAAUGCUGAAAACUUGGCCAAGAGGCUCGGAAACCGGGGCAAAGCUAGGGGCCUCAAGACCAUGGUCAUGGCUAUGGAUGACUUCCCACUCGAGGACCUACCCAACGAGCAAAACGUCGUCUUGAUGACUAGUGUAGCUGGCCAGGGAGAGUUCCCCCAAAAUGGUCGCGCGUUCUGGGAGGCGGUCAAGGACUCCACUGAUCUGGAUCUCGCAACAGUAAACUUCGGUGUCUUUGGUCUUGGUGACAGCCACUACUGGCCACGCAAAGAGGACAAGAUCUACUACAACAAGCCCGCGAAGGAUCUCCAUGCUCGUCUCCUCACACUCGGCGGUAAGCCUCUGGUCGACUGUGGUCUCGGAGAUGACCAGGACCCAGAUGCGUACCAAACGGCGUAUGCCGAGUGGGAACCGAAGCUUUGGGAGAAACUCGGCGUUGCCAACGUCGAGAACCUGCCAGAGGAACCCGCACCGCUCACCAACGAAGACAUGAAGGCUGCCUCAAACUUCCUCCGAGGUACGAUUGAGGAGGGUCUGGCUGACACCAGUACUGGUGCCAUCUCAGCCAGUGACCAGCAACUCACCAAGUUCCACGGUACCUACAUGCAGGAUGACCGUGACCUUCGCGAUCAGCGCAAGGCCCAGGGUCUUGAGCCUGCCUAUUCUUUCAUGAUCCGAUGCAGACUGCCUGGAGGUGUUUCGACACCCAAGCAAUGGCUGCAGAUGGACGAGAUUAGCACCACGCUUGGUAACCAGACCAUGAAGCUGACCACCCGACAAACCUUCCAGUUCCACGGUGUUGUCAAGGGUAAGCUUAAGCCGGCCAUGCAAGCCAUCAACAAGGCAUUGAUGACUACCAUCGCUGCUUGUGGUGACGUCAACCGAAACGUCAUGUGCAGUUCCCUUCCUACACAAUCCAAGUACCACGGACAGGUCCACAGCUAUGCCCAGAAGAUUAGCGACCACCUUCUUCCCUCAACAACAGCGUAUCACGAGAUCUGGCUUGAGGACGAUGAGACGAAGCAGAAGCGGAAGAUCGCGGGUGAGGCUAUUCAGGAUCACGAGCCGCUUUACGGUCCUCUUUACCUUCCUCGAAAGUUCAAGAUUACCAUUGCCAUCCCUCCGCACAACGACACCGACGUUUACGCUCACGACAUUGGUCUCAUCGCUAUCAAGGGCGAAGAUGGCAACCUCGCUGGUUUCAACGUGCUUGCUGGUGGCGGUAUGGGUGUGACUCACAACAACAAGAAGACCUACCCACGAACUGGAACGAUGUUUGGCUAUGUCGAGGCUGAUCAAGUGCAUCUUGUCUGCGAGAAGAUUAUGCUUGUGCAGCGCGACCACGGUGACCGAAAGAACAGGAAGCACGCCCGUCUCAAGUACACCAUUGACGAUAUGGGAGUGGACGUCUUCAUAGGCAAGGUCGAGGAUCUUUGGGGCCAAAAGUUUGCGGAACCCAAGCCUUUCAAAUUCCAAAGUAACAUUGACACCUUUGGAUGGCAAAAGGAUGAGCUUGGUCUCAACCACUUCACUUUCUUCAUUGAAAAUGGCCGUAUCGAGGACACGGCUGACUUUCCAAUGAAGACUGGUCUUAUUGAGGUUGCCAAGGCACACAAGGGCGAGUUCCGACUGACUGGUAACCAGCAUCUAAUCCUGGCCAAUGUUGCAGAUGAGGACCUGCCAGCCAUGAAGGAGCUUCUCAAGAAGUGGAAACUCGACAACACCAACUUCUCGGGUAUGCGGUUGUCCAGUUCUGCCUGCGUUGCCUUCCCAACAUGUGGUCUCGCCAUGGCUGAGUCAGAGCGCUACCUACCCGAGCUCAUUACUAAGCUCGAGGGUACGCUUGAAGAGGCUGGUCUUCGCCAAGACAGCAUUGUCAUGCGCAUGACAGGCUGUCCUAAUGGCUGUGCUCGUCCUUGGCUUGCCGAAGUUGCAUUCGUCGGUAAGGCUUACGGAGCAUACAACAUGUACCUUGGUGGUGGCUACCACGGCCAAAGGUUAAACAAGCUCUACAGGAGCUCAAUCAAAGAAGAUGAGAUCCUCGAGAUCAUGAAGCCGAUGAUCAAACAAUACGCCAAGGAGAGGAAUGAGGGUGAGCACUUUGGUGACUUUGUCAUAAGAAAGGGCAUCAUCAAUGAGACUACACAUGGACAAAAUUUCCACGACAACACUGCCGAAGCGGAGUCAGACGCAGAAUAAAUGCGCCAGUGUUGGAUGUCUGAUGCAUUAUGAAUUGAAGAUCAAGUUUA
This is a messenger RNA of Exserohilum turcica Et28A, 4647 nucleotides long. RefSeq lists its product as uncharacterized. The record is from RefSeq and is a predicted model, not a curated record. Lineage: Eukaryota; Fungi; Ascomycota; Dothideomycetes; Pleosporales; Pleosporaceae. Gene Ontology annotation, molecular function: 4 iron, 4 sulfur cluster binding; sulfite reductase (ferredoxin) activity; heme binding. Gene Ontology annotation, biological process: amino acid biosynthetic process; sulfate assimilation. Bases 8 to 4597 code for a protein of 1529 amino acids. Gene Ontology annotation, cellular component: sulfite reductase complex (NADPH). The transcript is spliced from 4 exons.